AUGCCAUUUUGUGGGAGUGCUCCUAAAACUAUUUUUGAAAAUUACGUACACGAUAUAUUUAUUGAUGGCCAAUCGGUGCAACUAUCAUUGUGGGACACAGCUGGUCAAGAGGAGUUUGAUAGGUUGAGAUCACUUUCGUAUUCCGAUACGCAUUGUAUAAUGUUGUGUUUUUCAGUGGAUUCUCAAGAUUCACUAGAAAACGUCCAGUCAAAGUGGGUAGGUGAAAUAGCCGACCACUGUGAAGGAGUCAAGCUAGUUUUGGUGGCAUUGAAAUGUGAUUUAAGAAACAACGAGGACACAAGCGACGAGAAUUUUCAGGCAACUUCUGGUAACCCAUAUUCGUCGUCACAACAGAAAAGAAUGAUUACUUACGACGAAGGGUUAGCGGUGGCGAAAAGAAUCGGAGCUUUGAGAUACCUAGAGUGCUCGGCAAAGAAGAAUAGAGGUGUUAACGAAGCAUUCUCAGAAGCAGCCAGGUGUGCACUUAAUGCAAAACCAAAAGGUGCAAAUGAUAACGAACCCAGAAAGAAAAGCUGUGUUGUAAUGUAA
This is a messenger RNA of Lodderomyces oxycetoniae, 549 nucleotides long. RefSeq names its product Rho family GTPase (gene RHO3). Gene Ontology annotation, molecular function: GTPase activity; GTP binding; protein kinase binding. The transcript has 2 exons. Gene Ontology annotation, biological process: small GTPase-mediated signal transduction. The record is from RefSeq and is a predicted model, not a curated record. Lineage: Eukaryota; Fungi; Ascomycota; Pichiomycetes; Serinales; Debaryomycetaceae. Gene Ontology annotation, cellular component: cytosol. The coding region runs from base 1 to 549 and encodes 182 amino acids.